This is a messenger RNA of Hemiscyllium ocellatum (epaulette shark), 3955 nucleotides long. RefSeq names its product interferon regulatory factor 3-like. The coding region runs from base 137 to 1549 and encodes 470 amino acids. Gene Ontology annotation, molecular function: DNA-binding transcription factor activity, RNA polymerase II-specific; protein binding; RNA polymerase II cis-regulatory region sequence-specific DNA binding. The transcript has 9 exons. Gene Ontology annotation, cellular component: nucleus. NCBI's taxonomy places the organism in Eukaryota, Metazoa, Chordata, Chondrichthyes, Orectolobiformes, Hemiscylliidae. The record is from RefSeq and is a predicted model, not a curated record. Gene Ontology annotation, biological process: regulation of transcription by RNA polymerase II; immune system process.
AGUGAUCUGGUGUUGGGGGUGGAAAUUGGCUCAGAAAUUUAGCAUCGCUGUGUCCUGCAACAGUUCAGUGGCUGCUGCAAGAGUGAGGUAGACUCUUUGAGUCUAUGAAGGGACAGUUUGAAAAUAAAGCUCUAGAAUGGGUUCCCAGAAGCCGUUGUUGUGCGAUUGGCUUAUUGAGCAGAUAAACAGUGGGCUGUACCCUGGCCUCCAUUGGCUGAAUGCGGAGAGAACUCGAUUCCAGAUCCCUUGGAAACAUCGCUCGAGGCAGGACGUUUCUGAAGAUGACUUCAAAAUAUUUGAGGCUUGGGCGAUAGCAAGUGGCCGAUAUAGGCCAGGGAUUGAUGUUCCUGACCCUAUUGUAUGGAAGAGAAACUUUCGCAGUGCUCUGAAUCGGAAGAAGCAUUUUCACCGCGUGGUUGACAGUAGGAAUUCUGAGACACCUCACCUGAUUUAUGAGAUCCGGAGCAUUGGCCAGCAGAGUGGGGCCAGUGCCGAGGAGGAGAGUGAGGAAGUCAGCCCUGCCAUCGACAGCGCCAGCCCUGGACUCUCCACGGGCUCAUCCCCAAACGUGCAGGGGACCCUGGAGAGCAGUUUGCAAGACAUGACGUUAUUCGACUGGGAGUCAGGGGGCGGUGGAGAAGGAACCAUGAUGGAAGUGGGAGCAGCCCUGUAUCCUUCCGACUAUGCUCCGGACUAUGCUGUGGCUCCAAACUACCUGAGUCAAAUAGACCCCAGUGGCCAGCCCACUGCCGGUGCAGAUGCUGCCUGUGCGAUGCCACUUGCUGUCGAAGAUCCCGACAUGGUCAUCCCAAACGUUGGCGAGUUCCAAACACAGAUGAGGGGCUAUUUCCAGAAUGGACACUUAGCAACCGAGUUUGAGAUAACAAUCUACUAUCGUGGCAAGAGGGUGAAGGAGCAGACUUUGAAGAACAUCAAUGGAUUCCGACUGUUUUACACAUCGGAAUCUAAAUUCCCGUACCUGGAGGACCUCCAGUUCCCAGAAGCAGCCUCCUGUUUGUCUGACCAGCAACAAAUCAUGUACACAAAUAAGUUGUUGGAGGGGAUGGGCCAAGGGCUGACUGUGGAAGUGAAGAAUAAUCAGAUCUGCGCGCAGAGACACGGGAGCUGUAGGACCUUCUGGUCAAUGACAGAGAACCCCAGCAAUAAGGACCCUCGACAGAUCUCCAACAGGGAGCUCACUGUCCUGUAUGACCUGCCCCAGUUUCACCAAGAACUGUGUGCCUUUCUGAACUCUGAGCGUGGCUCUCCGCAGUAUUCAAUUUGGCUAUGUUUUGGGGAGCUCUGGCCAGACUGUUAUAGACCCUGGAAUAAGAAGAUGAUCAUGGUGCAGGUGACACCUAUAACCUUCAAGCUGUUACAUGAACUGGCACAUGGAGUGGGAGCCUCUUCACUGAAUAGUGAAUCUAUAAACCUCCAGCUUUCUGACCCCCUCUCCUCCUCCAGCCUCCUGUCCAUACUGGAACAGUGCAUGGAUGUCGAGUACACAGACAGUACCUCUGAUGACCAUUGCGGUGACAAGAGGGAGUGACCGUACCGAAAUGGACGCAUUAAUCCAGGGACUGGGAGUUCAAAUGUCAUGAUUUUUUGGGGGGGGUGAAAUGAUAAAACUUUGGAAAGAAAAGUAAUCUGGCUGUGGUUUGGGAAGUGAUUGUGAAACUGUUGCAUCACUGUAAAAGCCCAACUUGUGUCGAUAGGCUGGGAAGUGAGAAACUAUAGGUGAUCCAGUCCCACACCAAUAACACUUGACUCAUAACAGUCCCUCUGAAAUGAGACCCUCGGUCAUACCAAGUUGUCAACCACUGGUCAGGAAAGCCCAUAGGAGGGCAAUAAACAUCAGAGAAAGGGUGCAAGCCUAAGUAUAGGCGAAGAGCGCUCCAGAUCAACAGAGAAAUGAAGGGAAUCGGAGAGGCCAGAUACUAACAAUUGAAAACCAAAGCAGGUCAGUGACUGUGGGGAGGGCAGACUCAAUUCUGAAGAGGCUGCACUGGAAGCCUUAAUGUAUUUAUGUAAAUAACAUUCCUACCUUUCAAUGAAGAAACCCUGCUGAGAACUGGGCUUGGCUGAAUCCAUGGCACCACAUGCCAAAGGCAAAAGUUGCUAAAGCAGCCAGUUUUCAAAUUGACUGUGGGUCCAAUUAUGCAUUUAUUUCUAUCCUGUAAUUCCCCCUUUGAACGCUGUGAAGUUUCAAACGCAUGAAUCAAUGAGCUUCUGGGAACAGAUCUGCUACCAGUAUGCACUCUGAAGCAAAGGUAUAAAUGCUUUGUCCGUACAUCAGUCACACAGAGGCUGCUGCUGGAGUUAGGUUUCCUCCAGGCAUAUAAAGCAAUCUCCGAGUUGUUCUUCACAAUGCGCCACAGCGCUGGAAUGCAGUGGUCCCAGGACUGCAAGUAGGCAAGCACCUGCCUGUACAGACCUGCUCCUUCUCACUAGCUCACUGCUGGUGAAGCCAACACUGCUGCCCUUGUCGAUAGCCCAGAAUCAGUAAUCCACCAACUUGUGCUAGACAGAGAGAGAGAGAGAACUAAACGAAAUAAAAUGCUGUCUCAUGACUCCUACUGUUUUUCAAAGAGACAAGCACUCCUGUUCUGUAACAAUCUGACUUUUAUUUUUACAAUAUUCUCAAUAACAGGCAGAUAAAUACAAUAUUAGCACGGCUGAUGGAGCUGUCUACCAAAACUGACCACCUCCCCACCAAUCCAACAACAACAGGCCCAUUAUCACUUCUGGGUGGGGAUGACUGUACAAUUGGAAUUUAUUUCUCUUUAGGUAGAGAUUCAAACUUUUACAAUGAUUUCACUUUGCCUGAUUUUAUCAAGAGCCACGCAAGGGGGGAGGGAAUCGCUGUUUUUUUUUAAAAAUAAUUGUCCGUUCCUUUUCUCUUUGGCAACUGACCUGCUGCGGUACCCACCUCAUCCAAAGCAGCAUCUUUGCUGAGUGCCCAGUGAUUUAUUUCAUUGUUGGUGCUGUGACAUCAGAGGCUGCCAGUCACGUUGGUGAAAGGACACAGUGGGAAUUGUAGGAAGAAUAACAAUUAAAACUCUGAAGACAUUUCACCUCAUUUAGCUCAGCAAAUCCUAACAUCAGUAUGUUCCUCAUUUCAGCGGUGCUAAUACUGUUUAAUAGUUCUAUUUUUAUUCAGGGUGGGAGGUGUGGAAACAUUAGGGCGGGCCCCCUCAACUGCGAAUAUAAACAGCCCAAAUAAAUUAGUUGUUUUACAAAACAGUUUGUCCAAUUUUCUUGAGGCAGUGAGCUUAUUUCUUUUAACUAAAAAAAAUUGUUUUUAAUGAUAUACUGUAAUUUCACAAGGGGGGCCCUACUGCCUCCUUUUAAAUGUGCAUUCUUUAUUAUCUAGUAUUUAAAAAGGCCAGCAAAACCCCAAAUAUCAAUAUAUAUAUACUCCUUGGGUCAGUGAAACCUGCUUUGGUUCCACAGACACACACGCACACACACACACUCACACGCAGUCUCACUCAUCAAAUAACCACCUUUCGACAGACAUACACACUGGCAAAUCCAUCCAGAGGUAUAGACGACAUCAAACGACAGUCAGACAAAGGCUGGGAAUGUUGCACUGUCAUCACACUGAAUUUCUCAGCCCACCCUCCCUCUCCUCCCCAGCUUCAUCACCUCCCUCCCCCCACAAACCACUCCUUGAAAUUACAGAAUGUACAGGUCAUAGCCCCAGCUCAAAUCUUAAACCCAGCCCCUUAUCACGUUGCCAGAAAUGACAUAAAGCAGGUCACACAUACAAGACGACUGAACUGCUUUGCACCUUUGAGCUAGACUCUUCCUGGGCAGAAACAAAAAAAGCAAAUUACAGCGACAGAGUCAGAUGUGGUAAUUCAACCUUGAGGUGUGCAAUGGGGGUGCGAUGCCGAGCAAGGUGCCUGAGUUAAUCCCGUAUUCUAUAACAUGAUUGGCAGCAGAUUGAGAG